Messenger RNA from Talaromyces proteolyticus, 1218 nucleotides. RefSeq names its product GPI anchored protein. The record is from RefSeq and is a predicted model, not a curated record. The transcript is spliced from 2 exons. Lineage: Eukaryota; Fungi; Ascomycota; Eurotiomycetes; Eurotiales; Trichocomaceae. Bases 46 to 1218 code for a protein of 390 amino acids. Gene Ontology annotation, cellular component: periplasmic space. Gene Ontology annotation, molecular function: lyase activity.
AAUACUUUGACCUUAUAGAUGAAAGUGUAGAUUCUAUUUAGAAGUAUGCUUUUCUUAACCGUCUUGACUGUGGCUCUUGCCUCAGUGGGUGAGGCCUUCGUCCAUCCCGGUCUCCUCCAGAGCUCAGCGGACUUCGACCGGAUUAAGAAGAAUAUUGCUGCAGGCAAUCAACCAUGGGUGGCAGGCUAUCAGAAGCUUCUCAGUAGUGGAUUUGCAACUCCCACAUACCAACCAAACCCAGCUCCAACUAUCUACCGUGGGUCAGAUGGGGUUCAUGCCGACAACUGCGGUCAACUUUAUGUUGACGUUGGCGCCGCUUACGCCCUGUCACUUCUUUGGGCUAUUACUGGAGAAAUUCAAUGGGGCGAUGCUGCAAUCCGUGUUCUUGAUGCGUGGUCUUCAACAUUAGUAGCUCUUGGUGGAGAUACUGAUGUAUUUCUUGCAGCUGGAAUAUAUGGCUAUCAGUUCUGCCAAUCUGCAGAGAUCAUGCGUGACUACUCUGCUUGGACGGGCUUUAGUCGAUUCCAAGACAUGAUGGUGAACGUAUUCUAUCCUACGAUCAAUGACUGGUUUGUUGGUCAUGAAAACUGGGGGAGCUACUCAUCAGGCGUAUAUCCAGGCUGGGACCUUUCCAUUAUUGCUGGAGGGAUGUCGCUAGGUGUUCUAAUGGAUAAUGAAACCAUCUACAACCAAGCUGUAGACUGGUUCUAUAAUGGUACCGGUAAUGGGCAGAUUAACCGCGCUAUUCCAUUUGUCUAUUUCUAUGACGACGAAUGGCUGGCUCAGCCUAUGGAGGUUGGUCGGGAUCAAGGUCAUACCAUGCUUGAUAUAGCACUACUGGGGGUUAUUGGCCAAACCUCAUGGAACCAAGGGCUCAAUCUUUUUGGAUACAAUGGUAGUCUGAUCUGGGCCGCGGCUGAAUAUGUCGCAAGAUAUAAUCUUGGAUAUGACGUCCCAUACACAGAUUAUAAUGCUUGGCCUAUUGAGCUUCCUACCAUAAGCAAUUCUAGUCGGGGGAAUAUCCGUCCAAUAUGGGAGCUGCUUUACAAUCAUUAUGGUGUCGCACAGAAUUACAAUGUCACUUGGACAAAAAAAUACCGUGACUUAGUUGUGUCGGAUGGUGGUGGCGCAGAAGGAGGCAGUGGAGAUUAUGGCACUGGUGGUGGAUAUGACCAACUUGGCUGGGGUACCCUUCUUUACACACUCGAAGCAAGUUAG